AAAAAUGAUUGUGUUAAAAUCAUCCCAAUUUAAAAAGUUUUUAACUCUAGUUAAACCUAAACAAAGGAUGUUCAGCACUUCCGAAACUGAAGAAGUUUUAUUUGAAACCAAAAAUAAUUGUGGAGUGAUUACAUUAAAUAAACCUAAAGCAUUAAAUGCUAUUAACUUAGGAAUGGUACAAUUAAUCGGUGAACAAUUGGAAGAAUGGGAAAACACCAAGUCGAUGGUUAUAAUACGAGGUAUUGGUAGAGCAUUUUGUGCUGGAGGAGACAUUAAAGGUGCUACUUCUGGAGGACCGAAAAAUACGAUUGGGGGUAAAAUGUUUUUUAAGACGGAGUAUAAAAUGAAUCAUAAAAUUGGUACAUACAAAGUGCCUUAUAUAGCUCUCUUGGAUGGUAUAACAAUGGGUGGUGGUGUGGGAUUAAGUGUUCAUGGAAAGUAUCGUAUAGCAACUGAGAAUACAUUGUUUGCUAUGCCAGAAACGGCCAUUGGAUUAUUCCCUGAUGUCGGAGCUAGUCAUUUUCUGUCUAGGAUUCCUGGUAAUAUUGGUAUGUUCCUAGCUUUAACUGGAUAUCGUUUAAAAGGUGCAGAAACUUUAAAGAUUGGUUUCGCCACACAUUAUUGUAAGAGUGCUGAUAUACCAGAAUUGUUUGUUCGUCUAGUGGCUACUGAAGGCGAAGUCAAAGCAAUUGAAGAAACAUUAUCGAAAUUCUCAGCUGACACUAGUUCAAUACCUUUCUCAUUACAAGAUCAUCUUGAUAUCAUAGAUAAUGCUUUUGGAUUGCGCCAGGUCGAAGAUAUUUUUAAUGCUUUAAAUAAAAGUGGUUCCCCUUGGGCUAAAGAAAUAGUGAAUACAAUGAGUAAAAUGUCCCCUACUUCUUUGAAAAUAUCUCAACAAGAAUUAAUUAUGGGUAAAUCAAUGGAUUUACGGCAAUGCUUACAAAUGGAAUACAGAUUAGCCAGUGCUGCUUUAGAAGGCACAAUCUCGCUAGAUUUUUAUGAAGGUGUGCGGGCACUUUUGAUUGACAAAGACAAGUCUCCUAAGUGGAAGCCUGAGAAAAUUGAGGAAAUCACUGAAUCCAUGAUCCUUCAAUGCUUUGCUCCAGUUUCAACUGAAGAUGAAUUGGAUUUAUAAUUAACUUGGAAGUUAAGAUCUUCAUUGCCACAAUUUUAAUUGUAAAUAACUAAUGCCAAUGACUGAAAGAGAAAUAUAUAUUUUAUCUAUUUUUAUUAAUG
Nezara viridula (southern green stink bug) is the source of this 1236-nucleotide messenger RNA. NCBI's taxonomy places the organism in Eukaryota, Metazoa, Arthropoda, Insecta, Hemiptera, Pentatomidae. The record is from the annotation of a GenBank genome assembly.